Metarhizium robertsii ARSEF 23 is the source of this 660-nucleotide messenger RNA. Its product is annotated as phosphotransferase. Bases 1 to 660 code for a protein of 219 amino acids. NCBI's taxonomy places the organism in Eukaryota, Fungi, Ascomycota, Sordariomycetes, Hypocreales, Clavicipitaceae. The transcript is spliced from 3 exons. The record is from RefSeq and is a predicted model, not a curated record.
AUGGGUUCCGACGAGGCCCUCACAUCCGAGGAGCAGUUGCAAAAACUACGGGCCGCCUUUGACCAAACUGACGGCAUCGUCAAGAACCACUCUUUCCAGAUCGUCAGCCUGCAAAAUCAGCUCCAGCUUAUGCAGAUGGCGAGGGCGGAAGAGGCCGAAGAGAGGAAGCGACUCGUCCGAGACAAUGAGCAUCUGACAACAGAGAUUGUAUACCUGAAAGGCAGACUUGCCAAGCUGGUUGUGGAAUUCUAUUAUGCGCAGGCCGCAGCUAGCCCUUACGACAGCGAAAAACAACGGAGCACGUCAUGGUGGGCUAACCGCCACAACAACAACAAUAAUAAUACAUCAUCAAGCAAGUUGAUACCGCCGCAAGAGGAGGAGGCACGCCCUCGAAACCGGGUUGUGGAAACAGUGGCGGAUAGAAUGCUGGCAGAGCAGAAAUCACUGCUACAGGAUUUCGCGCAGAUGAACCAGUAUCUAACUGCAGAAACAAGAGAUCAGCUUAACGAACUCGAUCAAGCCCACUUUUACGAUGCUCGAGAGAAUAUAACCGAUGAUAGUAAUAACAUCAAAACUGAAGGCGAUGAUGGUAGCUUCUCGCUGGAAGACGGAUUGUUGCGAGCCCCUUCGGCUGUGAAUCCUACGUGCGCAGCUCUAUAG